Messenger RNA from Antechinus flavipes (yellow-footed antechinus), 2569 nucleotides. It is a transcript of the gene FTO, whose product is annotated as FTO alpha-ketoglutarate dependent dioxygenase. Gene Ontology annotation, molecular function: broad specificity oxidative DNA demethylase activity; ferrous iron binding; mRNA N6-methyladenosine dioxygenase activity. The transcript is spliced from 9 exons. Lineage: Eukaryota; Metazoa; Chordata; Mammalia; Dasyuromorphia; Dasyuridae. Gene Ontology annotation, biological process: regulation of multicellular organism growth; RNA repair; DNA alkylation repair. The record is from RefSeq and is a predicted model, not a curated record. Bases 189 to 1697 code for a protein of 502 amino acids.
AAUCUUCCGCUACUCUUCCGCCGACCCUAGCCCAUGAUCUUGACGUGGUGCAUUUCGGGAAUCGUAGUUUUCGCGAUUCGGAUUGAAAGCGGCACCUGGCUGGAGGAGUAUGCAGAGAGAACUACCAGGGAGGCGGGGCAACCGGGAAGAGAGGAAAACCGACCCGCUGCUGCGGAGGCAGCUGAGACAUGAAACGAAUGGAAGGUACCAGUGAGCAAGAGCGGGAAGCAAAGAAGCAGAAGCUUCUUAAAGAACUUGAAAACAGAUGGCUUCCUUAUCUAACUCCCAAAGAUGCUGAAUUCCACCAGCUGUGGCAGGAGAACUAUUCCAAACUGAUGCUCCGAGAAGCUAAUAGGAUUCCUGAUUUUCUACAUAAGGAAGUUCAGCAAGCUUUCCUUACCUUGCGGAAGCAUGGCUGCUUAUUCCAGGAUCUAGUUCGAAUCAAAGGGAAAAAUUUACUCACACCAGUAUCUCGUCUUCUUAUUGGAAAUCCAGGGUACACGUAUAAAUAUCUGAACAGCAGACUCUUCACUGUACCAUGGCCAGUGGAAGGUUCCAACAUAAAGUAUACUGAAGAUGAAAUAUUUUCAGCUUGUACAGCUUUCUUUAAGCUCAAUGACUACCUGCAAAAAGAUACAAUCCAGGCUUUAAAUAAGCUACACUUGAUUAAAUCUGAGAAAAAUGAAGAUGGCACAAUCUUUGGAAUGAUACCAGACUUCUCCAAGAGUGGUUUAGACAUGGGAGAUGAUAUAGAACUCAAGAAGAGGACAGCAUACAACUUGACUUUGUUGAAUUACAUGGAUCCCCAGAAAAUGUCAUACUUGAAAGAAGAGCCAUAUUUUGGGAUGGGGAAAAUGGCUGUGAGCUGGCAUCAUGAUGAGAAUUUAGUAGAAAGAUCAACAGUGGCAGUAUACAGUUACAGUUGUGAAGGCCCUGAAGUGAUUGACGAAGAUGAGCCGAGUCCAGAAGGGAGAGACCCUGCUCUGUGGCAUGUUGGUCUGAAGAUAGCCUGGGACAUAGAGACACCCGGUUUGGCAGUACCACUUCAUCAAGGAGACUGCUAUCUUAUGCUAGAUGAUCUUAAUAUAACCCAUCAACAUUGUGUUUUGGCUGGUUUGCAACCUCGAUUCAGUUCUACCCACAGAGUGGCAGAGUGCUCAGUGGGGACUCUGGAUUAUAUUUUUAAACAAUGCCAGUUGGCAAUGCAGAAUGUGUGGGAUGACAUGGAGCCUAAAACCAUGCAUUUAAGAUCACUGGAGCCAUUGGUUGUCAAACAGGGGGAGGAAAUUCAUAAUGAGGUGGAGUUUGAAUGGCUAAGGCAGUUUUGGUUUCACGGCCAUCGCUACAAAAAGUGCACAGAUUGGUGGCAUCUACCCAUGUCUGAACUGGAAGGACUGUGGAAAAAGAUGGAAUGUGUGACAAAUGCAGUGCUUUGUGAAAUCAGAAAAGAGGGAUUGCCUAUGGAACAAAAGAAUGAAAUCAUAACAGAUUUACUUGCCUUGCUCACCACACGACAGGAGCUGCGAAUGGAAUGGUGUAUGAGAUGCCAAUCCCGAAUUGCUCAAAAUUUACCAGAGGAACAGAGACCAAUAUGCUGGCCAUAUUGGGAAGAUGAUGAUCCUGAGAUGCCAUUGCCAUUUGACCUUAGCAACAUCAUUUUGGAACUCCAAGGUCAGCUCUUGAAAACAAAGCCUUAGGGGAGAAUACUGCCAUUUUGGUUGAAACCAUGUUUUCAGAAGAAAUACCUUUUAACAAAGGAAAUACUUCAGCUAUAGAAUCCAGAGUCUUCCAUGACUCAGGCAAAGACACCAAUGAAAAGUGUAAAGAUCCCAACUGACCACCUACUCGCUGGAUUUUGAGAACCAUCUACCUUGUAAUAGCAAAAGGGUGGGGCUCCUAAAUAUAAGAGCUCUGAACUGAGACUGUGUUGUGGUCUUCUUGGCUAGGGAUAAAUCCGGGGCUCUUCCCUUACGUGGAUCCAAGCUGGCUGUUUUCUAACAUCUGUAUAAAAUGCUUAAUCACAAAAAGCUGUAGGGCAUUGCAAAGGACAGAGGCCCUACUUGCAGCAAAACUUAGUAUAUUCCACUCCUUCUUCUAACCUACCACUGACAGGGGCACAGGUGUGCCCAGUCUGAAGAGAGGCUGAAAGAGGAGUCAAAAACCUUCAGCAUCUCCCUUUUAUCUCUUUAACAAAUGAAAUGCAAAAUCAGUUUGGUAUUUAAAGUUUUUCACAGUCUGGAUUUCUAGUAUUAUUUUGUGCUACUCCCCCAAAUGUACUCUUCAUUAUAGUCACACGGGAACAUAUGUGUGUGUUUGCAUGAGGACACAUGCACACUUGUACACACAUGUGCCGUGUGUGUUUCUACUUGCAGUUCUCUGUACAUACAUUCCUUUUUCCCUUCCUUGUUUUUCAUCCUCCACCUGUGCCUUUUAGAAUUCAUUCAUAGUGCAAUGAAGCUUUCCCUUUAACUUUUUCCUUCAUCAUUAGUAUCUUGGAAUUAUUUCAUGUUACUUUGUACAUAGGUUGCAUAUACUUACCCAAAUACAUAUUGAGUGUAAGCUCAUUGAA